AUGUCAGAUCCAAGUGCUAGAAUAAUUUCUCAUAUGAAUAAAGAUCAUCAAUUAUCUUUAAAUGAUUAUGUCAUUAUAUAUGGAUCAGUUAAUCCAAAAUAUUUAGUUGAAGAUUCAGUACAAAUAGUUAAAAUUGAUACAAAUCAAAUUAUAAUUGAAUAUGAUGUUAUAAAACCACCUGCUACAAGAACUUUAGCUUUAUAUUGGACAGAUGCAAAAGAAAAUGAUAAUUUAAAAGUUGAAUCAUGGUCAGAUAUUAAGGGGAAGCUAAUUUCAAUGGCUAAUUAUUGUGCUGAAAAACAAGGUUAUGCUUCUAAAAAAAUUACUAAAAUAUUGGGACCUAAUUUUUUAGAUUUUAUUAUUAUGUAUCCUACAUGGAUUAUUUUAAUAUUAAAUUCAUAUAAUCCUUCAAUUUUAAGAAAUUUAUUUGUAAAUGAUCAAUGGUUUAAUAAAAUUAUUAAAUAUUUACCUCAAUUUGUGUUUAGUGGUUAUAAAUUUUCAGAAGUUCAUGCUUUAAAAUUAAUUUAUACUUUAACUUUUCUUCAUUUAGGUGAAAUUAUUUUCAUUACUAUACCAUUAUUAAAAAAAUAUAGAGCUCCAAAUAAUGUUAAAUUAGCUUAUUAUAUUUUAAAUUUUAUUGAGGGUUUCCCAGUUUUAUUAAGAUUAAAAAAAUUAGCUAAAUAA
This is a messenger RNA of Lodderomyces pseudojiufengensis, 684 nucleotides long. RefSeq lists its product as uncharacterized. Bases 1 to 684 code for a protein of 227 amino acids. Lineage: Eukaryota; Fungi; Ascomycota; Pichiomycetes; Serinales; Debaryomycetaceae. The record is from RefSeq and is a predicted model, not a curated record. The transcript has a single exon.